GGCUUUCCCAACCACCCCAGCCACAAAUUUCCAAGGCCACACACACUGUGACCCAUAGAAACUACCGGACAACCAACUGGUUCCAACAGAUCAUUACUCCCCUUCUUUCAUCUCAAUCAAAACAAAUCUCGGUUUGCAUCGUAACAUUCCCAAGGUGCAUCAUCGAAGCACCUACCAAUAUCGACUGAAUCAAUUCCAGUCUCCAUCUCUCAUGCACUCCGAAUUGUAAAAGGAGUGACAUUGAUCAGAUACUUGUCCAACGCCCGCUUGGCUGGGGUUUCCAGCGGAAUACCAGCCUAGUCGAAAUUUAAAUCGAUAAUUACAGUUUCCAUUCCAGACGAACAGACAAUUACAAGUACAACGCCAUUGUACUCGCCAUCAAUAUGGCACCUGUACUCCCUAACCUCGAAGCACACGCCCGCAACCUUAUCACCGCCGCCCGCGAUGCAGCUCAUCACAUCGCCGGUCGCACCGCCUCCAGUACCCUCACCCCAUCAACCGAAGCCCUCCGACAAGCCGGGCCUCUAGUAGCUCGCUCGAUCUUACUCUCCCGCGAUGACUCCACCGACACGAACAAAGUAGACCCUCACAAAGGCGUUGUGAGCCCACAAAACAUCAACAACACCUUCGUAUUCGUACUCUUUGGUCUGAUCGGCGCCGCCUUCGUCUGUGCGGGGAUCUGGUUUUUCUUCUGGGCUAAGAACGGAGGAUUCCAUUUCAAAGAGAACGAUUGGGACGACUACAAAUCAACUGUGCUCCGCCGCAAGGGUCCAAAUGGCACCAUCCUAUCCGGCGCCACGCCCAGCACUCAGCUCGGUGGCGGGUCCGUGUAUAAGGACGUGGACGACGGCAUGACUGAGUACACGGGCGGGCUAACCCAGAUGACCGGUGACACCGGCGACACAGGCAGCACUCUCACGGGCAUCACAGGCGGCGCAUCAGACGUAACAGGCCGCGAGCGACGGCGCCAGAAGCGCGAACGCAAAGAGCGCGAGCGCGAGAAGAAAAAGGACCGCCGCAACCGAGAAAAGUCCGGACGCCGCGUCGGCGAAGACGGCGUCCUCGUCGACGAGGACGCCGAAGCCGCGGCCAAGGACCACCUACGCGCGUACCGACACGAGAAAGCCGCUAGAGUCGGCGGCAUCAACAAGGAGGCCGAGAGCAGCCAAUGGGAAGGAAGCACGAACCGCGACGACUCGACCACGGCUGGCAGCGAGCUGCUGAGCAACCGCCAGAGCACGCCGACGAAUACCCCGACGAAGAGCGAGAUGAAGGAGACGAAGAACCGUACUGGUGGUGGAAUUAGGAAGGUGUACAGUACUGCUGACCGUAACGCAGACCGCGAGGAACGCCGCGAGGCGCGACGGCUGCGAGAGGAACAGCGUAAGGCGGGAAGCAGCAGUGGAAUCAAGCGUGAUUUCAGCUUCCAGCGCGCGAAGGUGGCGCCGCAUACCGCGGCCAGCGCGGUUUCUUCUUCGGUCCAGGCCAGCACUAUACAAGAGGAAGGCGAGAGUGCGGUGGGUGAGAGCUCCGGCGCGAACAGGUACCUGCCUCCCCCGCCUGGCGGCUGGGCCAGCGAAGUCGGCACCGAGAGCGAGGUGGGAACGAAGUCAUACCACCACGUCAUCCCGGGUAUCUCGCCCAGCACGGUCAGUGGCAGCGCGAGCGGCGUCGGCAGCAGUGUCACGGGUACCGAUGUCAGGGACUACGCGGACGAGAAGAGGAAGAAGCGAUCGCAACGCCAUCGUCGGGAGUAAAGGGGGUUCAUGGGCAGGAGAAACGGAAAGGAUGGGUAUCGGGAAGAGAUGGGAAAAUGCGGUUUCUAGGCCGUCUUAUCUUCCCACCCCCAUACCCCUUUUUUUCCUACAUGUCACGUAAUACGGAGUUCUUACGCACGAGGAGGAACGGGUCCUCAUCAACGAUUUGGUUUUGCUCUUUUUCUUCUCACUCGUCUAACGUCUAUGGGUCCCACGGUUACGGUUUGCUUGUUGUCGCUUCGGCUCUAGAGAAAUGAAUGCUAGCAUGGAUGACGGGUGGGCGGAUGGACGAUACGAAACACGCAUGUAUGUAAAAUGACCGAUGAGGUAAAUCAAGGCUACUCAAUUACUUGACUUUCAUGUUGCCUACUAUGUGAUAUACGAUGUAAGGAAAUAUGCAGUACUUUUGCUUUAAAA
Molecule: messenger RNA, 2174 nt
Organism: Annulohypoxylon maeteangense
Lineage: Eukaryota; Fungi; Ascomycota; Sordariomycetes; Xylariales; Hypoxylaceae
Exons: 1
Coding region: 384-1757 (457 amino acids)
Source: RefSeq, a predicted model, not a curated record